Molecule: messenger RNA, 1938 nt
Organism: Lotus japonicus
Lineage: Eukaryota; Viridiplantae; Streptophyta; Magnoliopsida; Fabales; Fabaceae
Product: squalene monooxygenase SE1-like
Exons: 8
Coding region: 167-1747 (526 amino acids)
Biological process (GO): sterol biosynthetic process
Cellular component (GO): membrane; endoplasmic reticulum
Molecular function (GO): squalene monooxygenase activity; flavin adenine dinucleotide binding
Source: RefSeq, a predicted model, not a curated record
GAAGGCGCUCGAGAUUCCGUUACUCACACCAACCGAAAACCGUUCAAAACUCUCUGCCAGCGUGGCAGAGAGAGAGAGAAACUAGAGCGAGAGAGCCACCACCUUCUCCUCCGUCGCCGUCGCCGCCUCUUCUUUCCGGCGAGAUUCUUCCUAUUCGCAUUUCACGAUGGUGGAUCCUUGCAUGCUCGGUUGGAUCCUCUUCUCCGCUCUGAGCCUCUUCGCGCUGUACAGCGUGGUCUUCGCCGGGAACAGCCGUGGCUCCUCGCAGGGGAAGGCGGCUCCGCGUUCGGAGAACGUGACGACCGCCGCUGGAGAAUGCGGAUCGGAGAAACUUGACGGAGAUGCCGAUGUCAUCAUUGUUGGAGCUGGUGUUGCUGGCUCCGCCCUGGCUCACACUCUCGGCAAGGAUGGACGUCGAGUGCAUGUUAUCGAAAGAGAUCUGAGCGAGCCUGACCGAAUUGUUGGGGAGUUGCUACAACCUGGGGGCUAUCUCAAAUUAAUAGAACUGGGACUUGAAGAUUGUGUGGAGCAAAUUGAUGCUCAACGAGUGUUUGGUUAUGCUCUUUUCAAUGAUGGGAAGCAUACUCGUCUCUCUUAUCCCUUGGAGAAGUUUCACUCAGAUGUUUCUGGCAGAAGCUUUCACAAUGGCCGUUUUAUUCAGAGGAUGCGAGAGAAGGCUGCAUCCCUUCCCAACGUACAAUUGGAGCAAGGAACGGUCACUUCCUUACUUGAAGAGAAGGGAACAAUAAAAGGUGUGCAGUACAAGAACAAAGAUGGUCAGGAAUUGACUGCAUAUGCUCCCCUUACCAUUGUUUGUGAUGGCUGUUUCUCAAACCUGCGUCGUUCUCUGUGUAACCCUAAGGUUGAUAUUCCAUCUUGUUUUGUUGGCUUAGUUUUAGAGAACUGUGAACUUCCAUGUGCAAAUCAUGGCCAUGUCAUACUGGGAGAUCCUUCGCCAGUUCUCUUCUAUCCUAUAAGUAGCACAGAGAUUCGCUGUCUGGUUGAUGUACCAGGUCAGAAGGUUCCUUCUAUUUCAAACGGUGAAAUGGCAAAGUAUUUAAAGACAGUGGUGGCUCCACAGAUUCCUCCUCAGCUUUAUGAUUCCUUCAUAGCUGCGGUGGACAAAGGAAACAUAAGGACAAUGCCAAACAGAAGCAUGCCAGCAGAUCCUCAUCCUACACCUGGAGCCCUUCUGAUGGGAGAUGCAUUCAACAUGCGGCAUCCACUAACAGGGGGCGGAAUGACUGUUGCAUUGUCUGAUAUUGUGGUACUGAGAAAUCUUCUCAGGCCUUUGCGUGACAUGAAUGAUGCACCCACACUUUGCAAAUACCUUGAAUCCUUUUAUACCUUGCGCAAGCCUGUCGCAUCAACCAUAAACACACUGGCAGGAGCUCUUUACAAGGUUUUCUGUGCAUCCCCUGAUCAAGCAAGGAAGGAAAUGCGCCAAGCUUGCUUUGAUUAUCUGAGCCUUGGAGGCCUAUUCUCGCAAGGACCAGUCUCUUUACUUUCAGGAUUAAACCCUCGUCCGUUGAGCUUGGUUCUCCAUUUCUUUGCUGUUGCUGUAUUUGGUGUCGGCCGUUUACUAUUACCAUUUCCUUCACCUAAGCGGAUAUGGAUUGGAGCCCGGUUACUCACUGGUGCUUCUGGAAUAAUCUUGCCCAUAAUAAAGGCUGAAGGGAUUCGUCAGAUGUUUUUUCCUGCCACUGUUCCAGCUUAUUACAGAACCCCCCCUGUUGCAGAACAGUGAGUAUCAUCGAAUACAUUUUGAAAUGUUAAUGUGCUCUCAAGAUGUGCUAGCUUUAUUCUCAAUUCUGUGGAAUUGGAGAUAAGGUUGGUGUUCAUAGAUCUGCAAACAUUUUGGCCUUUUUUUAGUGUGUAUUCUUUGUAGUCUCUGUAACAGGCACAAUAUUAUAAGUGAAUGUAUGAUUUCUUUUUUUA